Strongylus vulgaris is the source of this 345-nucleotide messenger RNA. Lineage: Eukaryota; Metazoa; Nematoda; Chromadorea; Rhabditida; Strongylidae. The record is from the annotation of a GenBank genome assembly.
GACGACCGUUUGACCCUAUUCAUCACUCAUGGCGGCUCCGGAAGCAUGUUGGAGGCCGCUACUCAUGGGAAACCUCUGAUUGCUGUCCCUCUAUUUGGUGAUCAAACCAGAAAUGCAAGAAUCAUCAAGAAAUUUGGUUUCGGCAUUCAUUUGACCAAGGCGUCUCUGCAUGACAGCAGCGUACUCCGAAAUGCGAUUGGGGCAGUACUCAAUGAUACGAAGCUAGAUAUCCGUCAUAGUAUUUUACAGGUACACAAAGGCAGCUCGUCGGAUACGCGAUAUUUUGGCAAAACGGCCAUUCUCACCGGAAGAAAAGCUGAUAAAAACAAUAGAUUUAGCAGCUGA